UAGAGAGCGGGUGUGUCCGUAUGUGCUACGUCAAUAUACCACAUAAAUGUCAAAUUAAACGUUUUCGUCUAAAAAAUGUGACAUAUGCCUCGCGGUGACGUAAACACAGACCGUAACAUUAGCACCUUAUAGAUUUUUAGUGUUAAUUUCGCUUAUAACGCGUAUUAUUCGCAUUCUUCGUAGCGUAUUUUGUUCUAAGUUUCGUUCGUGAUUGUGGUUAAGUUGCUGACAUUCCAGGUGACUCGGGACCGCUAUAAAUGGGAUUUAUUUUUAAAGCUCGGAUUUGGAUAGUGCUAUGUGAAAAUAUUUGAUGAAAUAAUGUCGGUUUAAUUCAAGAUGGACCGUGUAAGUGGCGUGUGUAGGUUCGGAGGAGUGGUUUCGGCGGUGAGAACUCGAACAGGUCGCAGUAAAAGGCGGGUAACUGGUCCUAGUCAAGCAGCUGAGGAAAUGCCCGAAACUCCACGAAGAGGUCUCGGAGCAAUUUUAGUCCUCGCUUGCAUUCUUGUAUACCACAACUGCCUUUACUGUGGCUUCGUCUUUGACGAUAUCAGUGCCAUAAAAGAGAACAGAGAUUUAAGACCGCAGACACCAAUCUCGAAUAUCUUUCUUAACGACUUCUGGGGAACGCCUAUACAUAAGGAACAAUCACACAAAUCGUACCGUCCAUUAACGGUACUCACUUUCCGAUGGAACUACGCGGUGCACGGACUACAACCAGCGGGCUAUCAUCUCGUCAACUUGCUACUUCAUGCUCUCGUCUCGUUGCUGUAUUACAGAGUUUGCGCGAUGUUCCUCCCGGAAUUCGCAAGUUUCGUCGCGGCCAUCUUGUUUGCGGUGCAUCCCAUACACAGCGAGGCAGUGACAGGUGUCGUGGGCAGAGCUGAAAUGCUGUCAUCCUUGUUUUUCCUGGGCGCGCUCCUCUGCUACGCGCGGGCAGCCACCAGGAGACGAUAUACAGAUUGGCGCUACGUAGCUGCGUGUACAGCUUGUGUAGGCAUUGCUAUGCUCUGUAAAGAACAAGGCAUCACCAUCACGGCUGUUUGCGUUGUCUACGAACUAUUUGUUGCACAGAAGCGCCGCGGCAACAACACUGGAAGAUCAUGGUUCGAAUAUUGGGGAAAAGGGGGCUGGGGAUGUGCGUGUGGGGAAGCCGCACGACGCGUUGCUACGGUAUGCUGUGCAACUCUAGCGCUACUCGCUGCGAGACUACAUGUAAUGGGCGCACAGUUACCCGUCUUCACAAGAUUCGACAAUCCCGCUGGUGCUGCCUUACCUCCAGCAAGGCAUUUGACUUUCGCCUACUUGCCCGCGCUAAACGCCUGGCUGCUAACCUUGCCAGAAGCGCUCUGCUGUGACUGGACGAUGGGAACCGUUGCUUUAGUCCGCUCAUGGCGGGACCCACGAAACUUAGCGACUUUUGCAUUGGCUACGACUUUGAUUGCUGGUGCAAUACACGCUUUGAGGACACGCUGUUCAGCUUUGUCAAUGGGAUUGGCACUGCUAGUAUUGCCAUUUCUUCCAGCUUCCAAUCUUUUUUUUCCUGUGGGUUUCGUGGUGGCUGAGCGUGUUCUUUAUAUGCCAUCUAUGGGAUGGUGCCUAUUGGUUGCUCAUGGAUGGCGACUGGUAGCCAAAAAACGGGCUAAACUAGCCGCUGCUGCUCUUAUAUUCCUUCUAAUGGCUUUUAGUGCCAAAACGUAUGUAAGGAACUGGGACUGGAAGACUGAAUAUUCCAUUUUUGCUUCAGGACUCAAAGUCAAUCGAAACAAUGCGAAGCUCUAUAAUAAUGUUGGACACGCCUUAGAGGCAGAAGGAAAAUAUGCGGAAGCAUUAGAAUUCUUUAAAACAGCGGUCAAUGUGCAACCAGACGACGUUGGGGCUCAUAUUAACGUAGGAAGAACUUUUAACCACCUCGGUAGAUAUCAAGAAGCAGAGGACGCUUAUGUUAAGGCGAAAUCUCUACUACCAAAAGCAAAACCAGGAGAAUCAUACCAAGCAAGAAUAGCUCCAAAUCAUUUAAACGUUUUCCUGAAUUUAGCAAACUUGAUAUCGAAGAAUGCUACCAGGUUGGAGGAAGCAGAUAUGUUAUACCGACAAGCCAUUAGCAUGCGAGCUGAUUAUACACAAGCGUAUAUAAAUAGGGGAGAUAUUUUAAUAAAAUUAAAUAGGACGAAGGAGGCGCAGGAAGUAUACGAAAGAGCUUUGCUCUAUGAUAGCGGUAACCCGGAUAUAUACUAUAACUUAGGUGUGGUGUUAUUGGAGCAAGGUAAAGCCUCCCAAGCUCUCGCUUACUUGGACAAAGCGCUUGAACUUGAACCGGAACAUGAGCAGGCGCUGUUGAACUCGGCCAUACUCCUGCAAGAGCUGGGAGCAGCAGAUUUGAGGCAUCUUGCAAGACAACGGUUACUAAAACUGCUUGAUAAAGACGCAACAAACGAGCGCGUACACUUUAAUCUCGGCAUGGUCUGUAUGGACGAGGGCGACGCGGAAUGCGCCGAGCGGUGGUUCAGGGCCGCCGUGCAUCUCAAACCGGACUUCAGAUCGGCUCUGUUCAACUUGGCCCUGCUCUUGGCGGACAGACGAAGGCCCUUAGAAGCUGCACCGUUUCUGAAACAACUAGUCAGGCACCAUCCAGACCACGUGAAGGCACUAGUACUCCUCGGGGAUAUUUACAUCAACUCUGUUAAAGAUCUGGAUGCAGCUGAAAGCUGCUACCGUCGCAUCCUCGAGCUGGAGCCGGACAACGUGCAGGCGCUGCACAACCUGUGCGUGGUGGCGGUGGAGCGCGGCAAGCUGGGCGUGGCGGAGGAGUGCCUGGCGCGCGCGGCCGCGCUGGCGCCGCACGAGCACUACAUCCAGCGCCACCUCGGCGUCGUGCGCGCGCGCCGCGCCGCCGCCGCCGCCCCCGCCGCCCCCGCCGCCGCCCGCGCCGCCGCGCCCGCCGCCGAGGUGCGCGCGCGCUGGAACUACAUCCCGCAGCAGCCGCCCGACCCGCACGAGGUCGACCCCUCGUAGCGGAGCCCCGACGACUGAGCCGUGUAAAUACGUUAGGACACUGACACCAAAAUCGGUCAUUACGUUGUAUUAUUUGCUAAAGAUCAGGGUAUUCGAUUUGGUUCGUAUUCGUCCGGAGCACGCUUCCUUUAGAGAUAUGUUUCGGUUUUAUCGUUUGAAAUUAGAACAGGAGGAAAAGGUCCGGACUAGGUUUUUAGUUUGAUCUCGUAGGAGCGGCUUCGUUUGCUUAAUUUUCGUGAUAUUAGUUAACGGCAUUUAAUCUUAUUAUGUAUAUUUGUAUAAUGUGUAGGAACGUUGGAUGAACGUUACAUCUUGGAACGAGCUUUCGUCAGGUAUACUGUGCUCCUGCGACUUAGGACGGUGCUGCGAUACAUAUUAUAAUGAUCGGCCAUAAGGCACGACGAUCGCAGGUUACAAUUAUUUAGUCGCAGUGGCAUAGCAUAUUGUUUUUCGUCAUUAGCCUGGUAUACGGAUAUUCUUUGUGUGUAAUAAAAGUCAACUAGAAUUAUAGAGAAGACUUAACUGUUUAAUGUAUUAGUUACAUUUUGUAACGGUAAAAUUAGUUUCAAUGUACUGCAGUCGAUUGUUUUUGUUUUAUUUUUUUUUAUAUAAUAGUUAAAUUUUUAAUCAAUGUUAUAAUAAACUAUUCCCAUGCUUUAUUUUAGAUCUUGGAAUAAGAUUAGAUUAUCUCCCACGUAAUCAAUAGAAAAAAUAUGAUCUAAAUUUCUUACUUAAAAUCUUUAUAGUAAUUUUCAAGUAACGCAUGAUAAAGUUCCUUUGAACAAAAUGCUGUUUUCCUUAAAUUCAUUGCCUAACACAAUGGUCAAUACUGUGAGCCUCCAAAUAGAAUGCGCGCGCAUCCCACUUUUAAUUUUAAAUAAUGAACAUUGCGUGACUUUUAUAUAAUUUAACAUUUAAAAUCAGAAUGUUAAGAUUCUAUUUUUAAACUUUUGUUUUAGUUACGUUUUUAUGGUUAAUAUAUCUCUACCCUUAGAUAUUCCAAGAAAACUCGGGUUACAUUGUUUUAUGGUAACGAUUUUUAAGACAGAUAUUUUUUUUUAUAUAUAUAAAAAAUGUAUUUAUCUUCAUUAUACCUUUUUAAGUAGAAGUGUCGUGUAACGACACUGCUAUGACUUAGUCUUAUAACAAUAGAAACCCGGGUUUUGCUAUAAAAUAAAAAAAAUCCACUGACUUAGAACAGUUAUUUUCAUAAACGCCAAUAUUAUAUUUAUUAUGUAAAAAUUAAAGUGAUCGACCGUUAUUAGAAUAAUUACGUAGAUGUGAAAAUGUAACGUUGUUAAUGUUUUAAGAUAAAAAGUAACUUUUGUAAAAACUGAAUUUUUUACAAUGUCUUGAAACAUUUCUGAUGGGAUCUCCCGUAAGAGUAAACAUUCAUAAGGACCCCGAAUAUUAUAAACUAUUUGUCGUCAAAACAUUUAUUUUUAUAAAAUAAAUGAAGUUUCAAAUUAAA
This is a messenger RNA of Nymphalis io (European peacock), 4483 nucleotides long. RefSeq names its product protein O-mannosyl-transferase Tmtc3 (gene Tmtc3). Gene Ontology annotation, molecular function: protein binding; mannosyltransferase activity. The coding region runs from base 337 to 3012 and encodes 891 amino acids. Gene Ontology annotation, biological process: protein O-linked glycosylation via mannose. The transcript has 13 exons. Gene Ontology annotation, cellular component: endoplasmic reticulum. NCBI's taxonomy places the organism in Eukaryota, Metazoa, Arthropoda, Insecta, Lepidoptera, Nymphalidae. The record is from RefSeq and is a predicted model, not a curated record.